Messenger RNA from Octopus sinensis (East Asian common octopus), 2438 nucleotides. RefSeq lists its product as uncharacterized. The record is from RefSeq and is a predicted model, not a curated record. The transcript has 8 exons. Bases 575 to 1891 code for a protein of 438 amino acids. NCBI's taxonomy places the organism in Eukaryota, Metazoa, Mollusca, Cephalopoda, Octopoda, Octopodidae.
UUUUCUUGUUGUCAUUGCAGGACCCCUUAAAUUCUCGCUUCGCUGGUAUCUGAAGGGCCACGGCUCCGUGUAUCGUCCAAAACACCAACAUCGUUAUCGCUAUGACAGCGACAGCUAUAACAACAACAACAACAACAAUAAUGACCACCCCUCCAACAGCGCCCGUCGCGGGAACUAUAACCAGGGCGACUCUUAUUUUGGGGGCAGCAGACAGCGGAAGAGCCAAGAACUCGAUAACGACGACAACGACAACAACAACGAUAAUGAUGACAACAACAACGCAAACAACGGAGGGGUCCCGCUAAACAUCAAAACCGAUUCCGGGGCGCAACAGCAGCAAGAACAACAACAACAACAACAACAAGGCGUUCAGCAUGGUGUACGUCGCUUGAGACCCGCCUAUUCUCAGGGUUCAGAGAACAACCUGGGUGGCGGGGCUGGUGAUGGAAGUAGAAGCGGUCGCCAUCGACGCUACCAGAAUAACAACGCCCAACUGCAAGGGUUCAACUCCCAGUCAGACCAUGGUGGUGACGCUGCUGGGAACUCAGCCAGAGCUGUCGGAGGUGAAGAAAUUAUGGAAUGGAAGGAUAACGACGUCCGAUAUUUCCGCUACAAUUCUUCAAACAUUCCUGGCAUCUUCGAUUAUACGUGUCCGUUCUCUCGUGCCUCUUGGGGUUGUGUGAAGACAGCCUACAAUGUCUCCCAUGCCAAGCUCAUAUGCACCCAAGAUCCUGUCUGCAAGGCUUUUGUCAUUCUCUCCGGAGAGCCCGAUGAAGAAACCUUGUUGACAGUAAUCUUCAAGAACUCGUCUAAGUCCACCAUCCACCGGAACACAGGUGCCACGUUCUUCAUCAAAGUCUCCAGUCUGCUGGGCAGUCGUCGUAAAAGCAACAACCACCAGGCACCAAUGACCACGGUUGUCCAUGGAUUCAACGUGGUCGAUUGUGUGUCUCGUAGCCAGUCUGUCCACCAGACGGCCAGAAAUAUCAGGGAGAAGAGACUCAGGCAUCACAUUGGACUACGAGGAAUUACAGAAAGCCAAUGGUUAACCAUGAUGCGCCAUGCCACACUGGACAGAGCAUUUGACAUGAGCAGUACCGGACAGUUCCUCCUCAACCUCCACUGGACAGAUCUUUCCGAACUUAUAUCCCCUGAAAAAGGGGCUCAUAUGGGCACUGUGGUGUUUAAGGGGCAGCAAAACAGCAAAUCAUCCUAUGUGGGUAGCAUGAUUGUCUAUAAGCUGGACAGACUCUUAGGACUGUAUCAUACUCCCCCAGUUUCCAAAAUGGUUCUGACCGCUGCGACCUUACAAGUAAUCAGCAAGAACAAGCAGCAUUUGCAACAGUUGCAGGACCUGGCUGGCGUUGAUGGUUCCAUAGAAGGCUUCGUACAACCACCUCAACCGUCUUCGUUCACCGUCCAGUCUAUCACCCUCAGGCCACUUGACCAACUCACUGAUCAGCUGAACGAUAUAUCCAAAGCUGACAAACUCUUCCUGGAGUACGUCUUACUCAUUUGGUUGACCAAAAUCAAGUUGAACAACAAUCAUUACAUCGGGACCAAAGGUCAUGUGAUCCUGCUGAAUGGAGACCGGGCAUUUACAGAAUUCAAACCAGAAUGGUUGAAGUACUUCAACCAUUGCCGAUUUCCAAACAUCGUCUACAAGAUCCUGGCCUGUUUCCGCUGUAACCCUCCACCUGGUAAGAUACCUUCGGUGCCAGUCUGCGGACUUGGAGAACAGGUUUUCACAGAGCUCCAGCAUGACGGUGUCUACAUGGUGGACGUCUACCGCAAAAGCCGUGAACAGAUCAUGAACUCCGCAGCCGCUGACCUCCUCAACGUCGUUGACCUCUGCAUCCAGAAGCACGGACGCAAGCACGUCCUCUACUGAUUGGCUCGAGCCCAAGCAACAGCACUGUACCAGAGGGACAAACAGACAGACAGACAGACAGACAGCGCAAACAGGGCAAAUAAAUGAUUGGCUAGCAUGGUCAAACCUGUUGCCAGGUAGGCCAGGUGAUUGGUGGAGAAAUGGACCAAUAAAUGAACAGUUUGGUGGAAGGGUGGGCGGGUGGUUGGGGAUUCAUGGGUGUGUGGCAUGGAUGCACAAUACAUACAGAUAUGUGUAUAUAUAUAUAUAUGUAACUACUUGGACUUUAGGAGUAUAUCUAUUAGUAUGUUGAUCAAAGCCCUUUUGCAGUUUGGGCUAUCUGAUGUCAUCCACAGUAACGAUAUAAUUUUCAUUGGAUCUACGUCAGAAAAUCCACAAAUCAACAAUAUAUGUAUAUGUUUAUAAACACACCUGUGUGUGUGUGGGUGUACAUGUAAAAGUGUUGUAUGUUUGUAUGAUGUGUGUGUAUUUAUAUACAAGUAUGUGUGCAUGUAUGUAUAUGUUCAUUUAGAUGCAUUUGUGAGGAUCCACUUGUGUAUAUAGAUAU